Messenger RNA from Anopheles cruzii, 1425 nucleotides. RefSeq names its product inorganic pyrophosphatase (gene Nurf-38). The record is from RefSeq and is a predicted model, not a curated record. Lineage: Eukaryota; Metazoa; Arthropoda; Insecta; Diptera; Culicidae. Gene Ontology annotation, biological process: phosphate-containing compound metabolic process. Gene Ontology annotation, cellular component: cytoplasm. The coding region runs from base 19 to 1128 and encodes 369 amino acids. Gene Ontology annotation, molecular function: inorganic diphosphate phosphatase activity; magnesium ion binding. The transcript has 4 exons.
GAAGCGAGAGCGAAGGACAUGUCAUCUUCGGCAGCGCGGCAUUUGCACAAACUUUGGUGUACCUCGGCAACGUCAACACGUUGUGCUCUUCGUUUUCUAACAUCCCGCAAAUUCCAUUCCAUCGGUGAAAACAAAAGCAACAGCAAUUCACAGCGUUCCCGUUUGUGCUUGCAAUCGUCUGCCGAAUCUACAGUUUGGUCACUUCAUCGUCUUUCGAGCGGCAACGUUUCGGCAAUGACGGCCAGCAAAUACCAGAUCACUGAGCGGGGUGCUCCGAAUUCCACCGAUUACCGGGUGUACUUCAAGAAUGAAAAUGGUCAGGCCAUUUCGCCACUACACGACAUUCCACUCUACGCCAACGAUGCAAAAACUGUGUACAACAUGGUCGUGGAGGUGCCUCGUUGGACGAAUGCCAAGAUGGAGAUCAGUCUCAAUGAGGGCUUGAAUCCGAUCAAGCAAGACGUGAAGAAGGGCAAAUUGCGGUACGUUGCGAACUGCUUCCCGCACCAUGGCUACAUCUGGAACUACGGAGCAUUCCCUCAAACUUGGGAAAAUCCGGAACAUCUAGACCCGAACACCGACUGCAAAGGAGACAACGAUCCAAUCGAUGUGCUAGAAAUCGGCUCACGGGUAGCACGCCGUGGCGACGUUUUGCAGGUGAAAAUUCUCGGUACGGUCGCACUCAUCGACGAGGGAGAAACAGAUUGGAAAGUCAUUACGAUCAACGUGAGCGAUCCUGUGGCCAGUCAGGUGAACGAUAUUAAUGACGUGGAGACAGUGUUUCCGGGAUUGCUGAAGGCGACGGUCGAGUGGUUCAAGAUCUACAAGAUUCCCGAUGGCAAACCGGAGAACCAAUUUGCGUUCAACGGUGAGGCCAAGGAUGCCGCUUUUGCCACGAAAACCGUAGAGGAGACCCACCGCUUCUGGCAGCAGUUGGUCAACAAGGACGUUGAAAACAAUGGAAUUUCUUGCCUAAAUACAACUGUCGAUGGUUCACCGUACCUGGUGGCCAAUGACACUGCCAAUGAAGUGUUUGCAAAGAGUGCGGACGGCGGUAAUUCUGAGCCUCUUAGUGAGACUGUAGACAAAUGGCACUUCCGCAUGGAGAACAGUUACUCAAAGCUGUAAAGCAGCACAAGUAGAGGUAGCCAAAUACAAAUAGAAUCUAGCGCUUAGUAAUACAUUCAAAGUGUCGGGCAAAAAAGGAUUCUUUCUUGUAGGUUGUGCUCACGUUUUUCAGUUUUUAAGCUUUACCCAACCUCCUAUAGCUUUUGUGUGUGAUUGUCCUAUAAAACUUAUCUCUAUACUUUCCUACAGUGGACAAAUGGCAUUACAUUACGCUGAAGUAGAGUGCAAAUGGAAUCAAAAUCAAACGAAACCCCGCAAUGAAAGGAUCAGGAUCUACAGGAACGCAAGUUUGGAAAC